AUGCCGUCUGCUUUCCAGUUUCAGUGCCACUUCGUCCUCAUCUUCCUGGCAGCCUCCAGGGGGGAAACCAGAUACCUAGAGGUGAAGGAUGCCGGUGAAGAUGAGCCUUUUUUACUCCUCAGUGGAGAUUUGAAGCGAGAGCUGUCUGCAGGGCAGAUCUACCGACGGUCACUCCGCUGCAUCGACAUGCUGAGUACAGAGGGGCAGUUCACCUUCACUGCAGACCAACCGCAGCUGCACUGUGCCACUUUCUUCAUUGGGGAGCCCGAGGAGCUCAUCACGAUAGACUACGACUUUGUAAACAUCGACUGCCAAGGGGGCGAUUUCCUGAAGGUGUUUGAUGGCUGGAUACUCAAAGGAGAAAAAUUUCCCAGUUCCUUAGACCAUCCCCUUCCCACUUCCCAAAGAUAUGUGGACUUCUGUGAAAGCAGCAAUAUCCAGAGGAGCGUCAGGUCAUCGCAGAAUGUGGCAAUGAUCUUCUUCAGGAUUCACCAUCCAGGCAAUGGAUUUACUGUCACAGUCAAGAAAAACACCAACCUCUUCCCUUGCAAUGUCAUCUCUCAGACUUCUUCAGGAAGGUUCACCAUGGUCAUUCCUCAUCAGCACAGAAACUGCAGCUUCUCCAUAAUCUACCCAGUGGUGAUAAAAAUAUCUGAUCUUAUCCUGGGACAUUUAAAUGGCCUCUUUUUAAAGAAACCAUCAGUUGGCUGUGCAGGAGUCGGAGACUUUGUAGAGCUGCUAGGAGGAACUGGCUUGGACCCAUCCAAGAUGUUUCCACUAGCUGAUCUCUGUCACUCCUUUCACGGGUCUGCCCAGAUGAAGAUUGGCUGUGACAAUACCGUGCUGCGAAUGGUUUCCAGCGGCAAGCACGUCAACCGCGUCACAUUUGAGUAUCAUCAACUCAAUCCACAAGAAACAGAAGACAGAAAGGAGAACAGUAUUGAGGAAUUCUGCUUUCCAAGUAUCUGAGAAACCAGGACACAGUUCCACACAGCUAAUGAAAACAAUGUUCUGGUGCAUUAAGAGAAGUUUCUAUUUUCCUUUAACACGCUGAUAUUAUCAAGCCUUUCUAGGGUACAAGCAUAUUUCUUUUUUUUCAUAUUAAUCAGUCAUUCCCAUGAGCAAGCAAGCAAAAAAAAAAAUCAAUAUAUUAAUCUUUAUCAUUAUCAUUAUAUUUUUUUCUGCAGUAUUUAAGCUCAUUUAUCACAUCCAAAAUCAAUAGCAAGAAGAGAAGAUUGUAUUCCCCAUACAAAUAUUGUUAGAAAACCAGACAUACACACUCUCUGUCCAUGGAGUCUGAGGACAUAUGACAUCUAAAAGAAGUAUAAACUCCAUGCAGCUUUACCCUUUUAUAUCUAGUAUGAAAGAAAAAAAAAAAGGAAAGAAGGAAAGGAAGGAAAAAGGAAAGGAAGAAAGGAAGAAAGGAAGAAAGGAAGAAAGGAAGAAAGGAAGAAAGGAAGAAGGAAGAUGGUGGAAUACACUCUCAGCUUGCAAGAGGAAACCCAGCAUUAGUGUGUGUAAAAACUACUGGUUUAUUUAUGACUAUAAAUGUACUAUUUAUUUCUAAUGACAUGUUUUUAAUAAAAAUUUAUAGCAUGGAAAACUUCCCUACACAAAUCCAAACAUAAAUAAAUGCAUUCAAAGAGUUGGCAAAAA
Molecule: messenger RNA, 1656 nt
Organism: Pogoniulus pusillus (Red-fronted tinkerbird)
Lineage: Eukaryota; Metazoa; Chordata; Aves; Piciformes; Lybiidae
Gene: CRHBP
Product: corticotropin releasing hormone binding protein
Exons: 7
Coding region: 1-969 (322 amino acids)
Biological process (GO): hormone-mediated signaling pathway; negative regulation of corticotropin secretion; negative regulation of corticotropin-releasing hormone receptor activity
Molecular function (GO): corticotropin-releasing hormone binding
Source: RefSeq, a predicted model, not a curated record